Corythoichthys intestinalis (scribbled pipefish) is the source of this 3823-nucleotide messenger RNA. RefSeq names its product oxytocin receptor-like. The record is from RefSeq and is a predicted model, not a curated record. Gene Ontology annotation, molecular function: peptide binding; vasopressin receptor activity. Gene Ontology annotation, cellular component: plasma membrane. Bases 127 to 1164 code for a protein of 345 amino acids. The transcript has 2 exons. Lineage: Eukaryota; Metazoa; Chordata; Actinopteri; Syngnathiformes; Syngnathidae. Gene Ontology annotation, biological process: positive regulation of vasoconstriction; G protein-coupled receptor signaling pathway; cellular response to hormone stimulus.
UUUGGAAGUGGUGCAAAGAUAGCUCCAAUUCUGUUCGUGCGACGACUUUUCUACACUUUAAAAAAAAUAUAUUUGCAUGCAAGCUGAGCAUUUUUGGUCACAUCAUUUCAUCGUCUAGCAGAGAAGAUGUCAAUGGCGAUCAACGACAGCGAGCAAGCGGACCCGAGGGACGAGACCCUGGCCCGGGUAGAGAUUACUCUGCUUGCCAUCAUCUUCGCCAGCGCAGCCGUCCUAAACGGCGUCCUGCUCCUGGUACUGUGGCGGCAGCGCAAGCACAUGAGCCGGAUGCGCGUCUUUGUCUUCCACCUCGCCUUGGCCGACCUGGUGGUCACUUUCUUCCAGGUGUGCCCACAGCUCAUGUGGGACAUCACGGACAGGUUCAUCGGACCGGAUCUGGUGUGCCGCCUGGUGAAGUACCUGCAGGUUUUGGGCAUGUUCUCGUCCACCUACAUGAUCGUGGCCAUGACGGUGGACCGGUACCAGGCGGUGUGCAACCCCAUGGUCAAGUUCCAGCAGACGCACAGGCGCGUGAACGCGGCCGUGUGCGCGGCUUGGGGGGUUUCUCUGGUGGGCAGCCUGCCUCAGGUGUUCAUUUUCUCCCGGGUGGAGGUGGCGCCCGGCGUGUUCGAUUGCUGGGCCAAGUUCGUACAGCCGUGGGGGCUUAAGACCUACAUAACUUGGACCACCGCGGUCAUUUUCAUAGUGCCCGUCACCACGCUCGUCUUCUGCCAAGUGCGCAUCUGCAGGGCUAUCCAACAGAAUCUGCACCGGAGGGCGCGACGAGGCGUGGCCGGCCCGCUGCCCCCCAGGGCCAGCGGCGUGGCCGGCAUGUCCAAAGCGAGGGUGAAGACCCUCAAGAUGACCGUGGUCAUCGUGCUGGCAUACGUAGUAUGCUGGUCUCCCUUCUUCACCGUCCAACUCUGGUCCGCUUGGGACCCGAAUGCACCUAAAGAGACUGCCACUUUCACCAUCCUGAUGUUGCUGGCCAGUCUCAACAGCUGCGCCAACCCCCUCAUUUAUCUCCUCUUUAGCGGUCCGCUUCCUCGGCGUCUCCUAAAGCCGGCGUUCCAGAGGUGCUCCUUCGCCAAGGACUCCACGCAUGAUGAGGCCACGCUUGUCAGCGCUUUCUACACCAGUUUGAAAAAUUUUACCAAUGAAAAGUGAAAGACAGGGCGGGUGGAGGCGGAUGGUGUCGAUGCCUGCUGCAUGCCGUGCAGAUGUUAAUCCUCCACAAUUUGUGGACUGGAAAGAUAUCAUUUGUCAAUGACACGGGAUAUUUUAAAUACAGCAUCUCUCGGCCAAGCACAAGUGGGUGGCCUGUGUGGAGAGUUGUGUUCCAGAAGCAGGAUGUUAGAUAAUGACAAAUGCAAGCAAAGGGCAUCUGUGCCCGCAUGAGGUGCCGGAAAAGAAAAACAGACUCCAUAAAUGUCGUGUUGCAUUCCUUUGUUGUAGUGUCACUUGAGAAACAGAACAUUUGAUGGUGCACUUGCACACUAAAGGCGCGAUACAAUGGUGGUUUGAGAUACAAUUAAUUUAAUUUGUGUCAAUGCUUACAACACAAAAUACUCGUAUCUCAAAAUCUAAAUAUUGCACUUUAUUGGAAUAUGUUGAAUGUUAAAGACAGACUUCAAAAUGAUAUUAACGGGGCACCUUCCCCACAUCGUCCCACACUCCACUUCAGUCGGUCACAGUUAUUCUCUAACACAUGCAGCGACCCAACUAAUUAGGUUGAAAAAGUACAAAAGUUGUACCGCAUUCAAACAGGAUGAAUUGUCUCAGGAGUGAUUUGUCCGAGGAUUCAAGGUAAUUAUUAUAUUUUUCGUACCAUACAUGCAUUUUGAAAUGUUGUGAAAAAAAAUCAAUGGGAGAAAUUAACCGCUAUGCCAUUGGCGUUAUAAUUCGCAGUAUUUACUUAAAAUAAAUGCUAAGUGCCCGUUUUUUUUUUGCUUUUAACCAAGAAUCGAGACUGUUUUACGUUCAUAUCGAUAAAGAAUUCAGGGAUUUAAGCAUGUAUUCACAAGAAUUUUCAACGUAAAAUACUCUUUGUGGUGAUAAGGCAGCGCCACAGCAGCUUAAAGACUAGUAGCUUAUUCGACAUAUUUACGUCAAAUAAAUGCUAACUACCCUUUUUUUUUGCUUUUAGCCAAGAAUUGAAACUGUUUUACGUCCAUAUCUAUAAAGAUUUCAGGGAUUUAAGCAUUUAUUCACAAGAAUUUUCCACAUAAAAAGCGCUUUGUGGUGAUAAGGUGGCACCACAGUGGCUUAAAGACUAGCAGCACAUUUGACAUAUUUACGUCAAAUAAAUGCUAACUGCCCGUUUUUUUAUGCUUUUAACCAAGAAACGAAACUGUUUUACACCCAUAUCUAUAAACAAUUAAGGGAUUUAGGCAUUUAUUCACAAGAAUUUUCCACGUAAAAAGCUCUUUGUGGUGAUAAGGUGGCGCCACAGUGGCUUAAAGACUAGCAGCACAUUUGACAUAUUUACGUAAAAUAAAUGCUAACUGCCCAUUUUUUUUCUUUUCUGCUUUUAACCAAGAAUUGAGACUGUAUUAUGUCCAUAUCUACAAAGAAUUCAGGGAUUUAAGCAUUUAUUCACAAGAAUUUUUAACGUCAAAAGCUCUUUGUGGUGAUAAGGCGGUGCCACAGUGGCUUAAAGACUAGCAGCACAUUUGACAUAUUUACGUAAAAUAAAUGCUAACUGCCCAUUUUUUUUCUUUUCUGCUUUUAACCAAGAAUUGAGACUGUAUUAUGGCCAUAUCUACAAAGAGUUCAGGGAUUUAAGCAUUUAUUCACAAGAAUUUUUAACGUCAAAAGCUCUUUGUGGUGAUAAGGCGGUGCCACAGUGGCUUAAAGACUAGCAGCACAUUUGACAUAUUUACGUACAGUAAAUGCUAACUUGACCGUUUUUUGUUUUUUUCUGCUUUUAACCAAGAAUCGGACUGUUUUAUGUCCAUAUCUAUAAACAAUUCAGUAAUUUACGCAUUUAUUCACAAGAAUUUUCAACAUAAAUAGCUCUUUGUCUGUUUCCACUCGGUCAGCUUUGACAGAGAUAGGCCCCCUAUUAAUCAUCCCCGCGUCCCGUCAAUAUAUUAUGAAGUCUGUGGUAAAGAAUUGACCAGUUUGUGUAUCGGGGGAAAAAAAUAUGUGGCUCUUUCUGUUGUGCGCAACUUGGCAACUGGGGGGGAGGAUGCAGUAAAAGUCAUAAGAUGCAAAUGAUGUAGAGUAUUACGACACCUCUAAGUAAAAAGCAGUCAUAUUAGUUGUUUUCCAACAGGGAUAAAGAAUAUAUGCCUGUGAGUAUUGUUAUAUUACGUAUCUUAAUGUGUUCCUACAAUUGGUGUUCAAUUAUCAAUUGCUUUGAGUGUUAAACGGGCUGCACAAAUGCCGUUUGUUAGCCUGAUGAUGCCGUUUUACAUUGUUUGUCAGCAAGCCAAGCGUUUGACAGUAUAUUUAUGUUGGUAAUGGAAGUAAACAGUUACAGUGUCUUCUUCUUGGGGAGAAUUGCGGCAAAUUGUUGUUUAUGGUGCUAUGAUUUCUUUUCACUAUCGCCAUACACUGUACAGACCCUAAUGUUUUUUUCUUUGCCAAAAAGAAAUCGGGAUACGACUGCUGAUAUCUUGGAAAACUCCGAAGUCGGGACACUUGUAUAUCAAGGCACUGCUUUAAGACAGUCAAUCAAGCAUGAGCACUAUAACCAAAAAUGCUGCAAUUUUGAGACAGCCUGCACUGGACUUUGUUGCAUCGGCUUAUAGCCCUGUGCAUGAUUCAUUUUUGAUAAUUAUUACAAAACAGCAAUUAGACCAUGACAUAACACCCAAAUAAA